CCCUCAUGUUCUGUGCUCUGCGCUCAAAUCUUGAAUGGGCCGAGUUUGCGGACUGGCGUCCAGACGUCGAACAUUGUGCAAGUUUAUGUAGUAUGUGAAUGUGAGGAACGCUUUUAUUCCUUGAAUUUGUGCCUCAUGUGGCAGGCGAUUUUAAAUCCGAGAAUGUUUACGUGGACAGGGGGCAGGCUGGGAGGGAGCGAAGCGGGUGCGCGUUACGCUGCGACCUUAUUCGCCUGCCAACUAAUAUAUCAGGGAAUGGAAAAAGGAUACUGUACCCCUUUAUCCUGCUAAUCACUGCCGCCAGUCGGUUACAAUGCUACUAUUGACUAGGAGUAAUCUGUUUAGUACGGGUUAAGUUUUGUAUAUCUUUGUAGCCAAUUAUAGCAGUAGUAUGUGAGUACAGCACGGUUAUGUCGAGAGAGAAAUAAAUAAUGAAACUUCGAAUCGGGAUAGUAGAUCGUGACAGGAAACCGAUUGGUGGCCCAGGAGCGGAUGAGCAUACUGAAAGCAUUUGCAUGUUUCUACUUUUGCGUACAAACGGUCCAUUCUGAAUUCUGAAACGGCUGUGAUGGAUUAUUAAGAGGGACAGGAAGAUGACGUCAUACAAAGCGGUUCGCUCAACUGUGCACUUUAAACGCAGAACGAUAAAUUCAGUGCAAGGUAACGCUGAACAGGAUUACUGAGUUAAGGCAGGAAGAAUGGUUUGAGAUAGAUGCCAAAUUCGCUUAUUUGGACUUGCCUGUCUAAUGUCUAAGUGUCUUCGCUUAUUUGUGUCUUCGCUUAUUUGGACUUGCCUGUCUAAGUGAUGACAGCUCAGAAUGCAGCUUCCCAGUAUAAGAGGGAGACGUGGGAGGGAUGGGAGAAGUAGCCAGUGGUCGGGAUACUGGCCCUAUGGCGAUGAUGAGGACAUACGAUACACAGGUGUGCCUUGGUGUGCUCCAGUCAAGGUAAAGCACGGUCAUGUGAGUUGCCAGGCACCACGUGGCGAGCGCUUUAAGAAUGUGCUGGGCGCUCGCUGCAAGAUCCACUGCACGAGAGGCUACGAGCUGCAUGGCAGCAGUGAAGUGUUGUGCAUGGCCAGCAAACAGUGGUCAGGCAAAUACACCUGCAGAGAGGUGCGCUGUCCAAAGCUGGUUAUGCCAUCUAACGGGGGUUACAAGUGUUCAGAUGGCUCGUACUUUAACUCCCGCUGUCAGUUCUUCUGCUCGCCCGGGUACACACUUCAGGGAGAUCGCAGUGCCACAUGUCAGAGCAGCAGGACAUGGAGUGGGGGCCGGAGCGUGUGUCUGGAUGUCGAUCCUCCCACCAUUAAGUGUCCGACUGUGAAAGAGCGAACAGCAGAGCCAGGAAAGCUGAGUGCCAAGGUGAUAUGGGACACACCAGAGGGCAAAGAUACAGCAGAUGGCAUACUCACAGAUGUAAUUCUGAAGGGGAAGCCUCCAGGUACACACUUUCCAGAGGGAAACCACAAACAGGCCUACAGCGUCUUCGACCGGGCUGGAAACAAAGCCACCUGUAGAUUCAAUGUCCGAGUCAGAGUGCGCCGCUGCACUCCCCUCUCAGUGCCUGAUAACGGCUGGAUGAAGUGUGACAGUGCAGGAGAUAACUAUGGAGCAACAUGUGAAUUCCGUUGCCUGGGAGGUUAUGAGCUGAGGGGAAGUGCUGCCCGAGUUUGCCAGUUUAACAUGGAAUGGUCCGGCCUUGAGACCAGCUGUGCAUCUAUGAGUAUUAAUGUUGGAGUGCGAUCAGCAGCUGAAUUACUGGACCAGUUCUAUGAGAAACGUCGCCUCCUUAUAAUCUCUGCCCCAACAGCUGCCAACCAUUACUAUAGAUUCCAAGUAUCUAAUUUACAGCAUGCUCAGUGUGGUUUGGAUUUAAGACACGUGACUGUGAUUGAGCUAGUGGGAAUGUAUCCAGCUCAGCUAGGCCGCAUUCGACACCGCCUCAUCCCUCCUGGACUGGCCCUACAACUCAGACUGCUGCUGCAGUUGUCUCAGAAUUCCUUUAACUUGGUGCUGCUGGAUAAGCAAGGAGUGGACAAGCAGCGCUACACCUACCCCAUCACUGCUGCAGAGCUCUUCAGCACUAUUGAUACCUUCCCCCUGCGUACUGAAGAAGCCAUCCUGCAGAAAGAGGCAGGUCACAGCUGCUAGACACACACACACACACACACACACACAACUGACCAACCAAAAAAAUGUAUGCAAUCUUUCACCCAUUUUGUACUGGGUUUAAAGUUACCCAGGCUUAAGGGGGAGGCAGGACAGAGCUGCUACACAUGCAAGCAUGAGUGAUUUUCUUUGAUACCUGUAUGUCAUUUUUUUAAGAUGCUCUGCAACAUUUUAUGUAUUGUCUAUAUUUAUGUCAGUCUAUGUCAGAAUGGAGAGUGGGACCUCUUUCUGCCAGUUCAAUCAAAUCUUAAUUUGUUUAUCGAAGUCCUUUUUUGUUUCGAGAAAUAAAUAUGCUUAACUUGGUGAGUCUAAA
Electrophorus electricus (electric eel) is the source of this 2484-nucleotide messenger RNA. NCBI's taxonomy places the organism in Eukaryota, Metazoa, Chordata, Actinopteri, Gymnotiformes, Gymnotidae. The record is from RefSeq and is a predicted model, not a curated record.